AAAGACGAAGAUAUUUUUCUCACUCGAACGCAGCCCCCUCCUCCCUCUCGCGAAAAAUCUAACGAGCCGACGGAAAGCGAGGCGAACCGAUUCGCGUUCUUCUCCGAACGAUUUCCUCAGCCGAUCGAUCGCGUUGAGCAUCAGGUGCUGCUGUCAAUCAUGGACGCCAAAGCGCAGUCUUCGCCGCCAGAUAAUGCUGAUGUGAAGGCCGCGUUCCACAAGCCUUCGAAUGACGCGUCUAAUAGGAACUAUCGGCGUCAUUCUCCGGCUAGCAACUCAUCUUCAUCUGACGGGAGUCCAGAGCAUGACCGGGCAUCUAGCCCAAAGUAUGCAAGGGAUGAUGCAUCUAAGCCGCCUGAAUAUCGAGAAAGAAGGAAGGCUGAUGAGAAGGAUUUAUACAAGGAUUCUGGACGGAGCCACUACAGCAGGGGCGGUGAUUCAUAUAAGUAUGCUGAUCGUCGUGCCUCCAGGGGUUCUCGUGGUUACUCUAGAAUUGAUGAGCAGACCAGACAUCGCAUGGAUGAAGAAGAGAGGGAUCAUCACAAGUCCACUCAUGGGGGUCGAGAAUCAAGAAGGGGCUCCCAUUCUGAUCGUACCAGGCGAGAAAAUGAUUAUAGCAGAUCCAAGGACUUUACGCAGGAUGGGGACAGAUAUUCUCGAGAUAAGUAUGAUGACUUUGGUCACAGAAGUAAAGAUAGGGAGAAAGAAUCUGGGAGGAGAAGCAAUAAUUUUGAAGAGACAGAGAGGGAUCGACGUAAGCGGGACUUAGAUGAUCGAAGUGAGAGAAGGGAUUAUCACAGGAGUUCAGGAGAUCGGCGAAUUGAUAGGACUCUUUCUAGAGAAGAAUCCAAGGGGUACCAUAGUUCUUCUACAGCUAGAAAGGAUACUGAUGGACAGCAAUCUAAAGAAGGUUGUAGAAACGAUCUGAAGGAUAGGGACAAUCAAAAGUUUGCCAAAGAAAAGAAGAGUACCGAUGAUUGCGACAUUACGAAGGACAAGGAUCUGCAGAAAAGAGGAGCAGAGAAGCAUUUAGAUGAUGCAACUGCCUUUAAGAGUGACAAGAGUUCCCCAACCAAAAGACCAAGGCUUUUCAGCUCUGAAAGGGAUUCUAUCUUCACCAAGGAUGAUGAUGCGAAGCACUCACUGGAUCUGAAGGAAUCUCAGGAGACCAGUGUCAAAGCAAAUGAAGCACAUCCCCAUGCCAGUGGAACUGAGGCUGCUAAUGAUCUGAGCGCUGCAAAAUCUGCUGCUAUGAGGGCUGCUGAAAUGGUAAAUAAGAAUCUUGCGGGUGGGUUUGGACCAACUGGCUACUUAUCUACUGAACAAAAGAAGAAGCUGCUUUGGGGGAACAAGAAAAAUACAGCUACUGUAGAGCCUGGUCACCAUUGGGAUGUGUCAAUGAUUGCUGAGCCUGAACGGCAAGAAAAAUUUAGCAAGCUCAUGAGUCUGAGGUUGCCUUGGUACCUAUGGCCAAUUGUAGGGUGUGAAGGGCGAGCUCAAGGCAGAGCCGAUAGCAAACAGCCAAGAUGGGAGCAGCCUUCUGCGAGCCGAAAAACAGAAGGAGCUGCAAUUGGAUUUGGAGAAACAAUACACUGCCGGACUUCGAAGGAGGGAUGGUCGAACGGUUGGUCUGGGACUCUAAGGACUUUCAGAUUUACGCUGUUUGACUUCUUGCUGCGAUGUUUUGUAAAAACUAUGCUUCUAGUACAUUUAGGUUGUGGUAUGACUAAGAAAGAUGCUGACUUGCAUCCCGGAAUUUCAGUUUUUUGGCUGGGAAAAUUUGAAGUGCAGCUUUGCCGCGAUAACUUGGUAUGCCUUGCACAAUUUCUUAGCACUUUGGCACAUCGAGCAUCUACCAUCCUCGGCCAACUAAUUUAUUGGUUGGCUCACAGUCACAUAAUGACUGCUUACCAGAAGCAGGCUUAUUUAACAGGUUGAUUCGAGAUUUCUUCGGUUAUAUAGAAAUCAUAUGGUGCUCAGCUACCAAUGAUCUGAGCGUUGGGGAGUGUCCUUGUCAAAAGAGGGGGUGACGCGAAUAGGAGACAAUAGCGAGGCAAAUGAAAUGCCUAUUCAAAUGUUUUUUU
Messenger RNA from Eucalyptus grandis, 2084 nucleotides. Its product is annotated as arginine/serine-rich coiled-coil protein 2. NCBI's taxonomy places the organism in Eukaryota, Viridiplantae, Streptophyta, Magnoliopsida, Myrtales, Myrtaceae. The coding region runs from base 160 to 1938 and encodes 592 amino acids. The transcript has 7 exons. The record is from RefSeq and is a predicted model, not a curated record.